Messenger RNA from Cynoglossus semilaevis (tongue sole), 4670 nucleotides. RefSeq names its product zinc finger and BTB domain containing 44 (gene zbtb44). Lineage: Eukaryota; Metazoa; Chordata; Actinopteri; Pleuronectiformes; Cynoglossidae. Bases 401 to 2416 code for a protein of 671 amino acids. The transcript is spliced from 6 exons. Gene Ontology annotation, biological process: regulation of transcription by RNA polymerase II. The record is from RefSeq and is a predicted model, not a curated record. Gene Ontology annotation, molecular function: protein binding; DNA-binding transcription factor activity, RNA polymerase II-specific; RNA polymerase II cis-regulatory region sequence-specific DNA binding.
UUAAAAUAACGUGAGACUUCCUGUUUCUUCCAGUACAGUACAGUGAGGGGUGCGCGUUGCAUUGUGGGGAUAAAAAUAGAGCGCAGAAAAAGCAGCUGGCGACUGGAGCACAAAGGAUUUAUAAAAGGAACUUCUAAGAUUUUAUAUGCCAAUGUACUGCGAUGUUAAUGCACGUGAGGGAAACCCCGUCUGACUCUGAACUUUGCCAGUGGCAGUGUGACAAUCUGCCCGUGGAGGAAUGUGAGUGAGCGGUGUGGAGGAGCAGAACGCACCGCUGUCUCUAACCGUGGCUGCUUUUGUCAGCGGUGCCGUUCUAGAGGCAACCUGAGGCCCACUCGUUUCCACAGGCCUCAUCCCUUAAGAACACAAUCACUGAUUAGAGUCAAGAAGUGGCUCCAGGAUGGGGGUCAAAACAUUUACUCACAGCUCGACCUCCCACAGCCAAGAAAUGCUGGAGAAGCUCAACGCCCUACGCAACGAGGGUCACUUAUGCGACGUCACUAUCAGAGUCCAAGACAAGCACUUCUUGGCCCACAAAGUGGUGUUAGCCUGCUGCAGUGAAUUCUUCCGCUCAAAACUUGUGGGCCGGGCAGAGGAAGAGGACAAGUUUGUUUUGGACCUUCAUCACGUGACAGUUAGUGGCUUUGCUCCACUUUUGGAUUACGCAUACACGUCCACCCUCUCCAUCAGCACAGAGAAUAUCAUCGAUGUCUUGGCAGCCGCGAGUUACAUGCAGAUGUUUGCCGUGGCGAGCACAUGCUCAGAGUUCAUGAAAUCGAGUAUUCUGUGGAGUCCAAGUAGUAACAGCAACAAUAAUAACAACAUGCCAUCCAAUAAAGCGCACGAGUCAGCACAAGAAGGAGCCUCGUCAAACUGUGUUCUGACACCACUGGAUGGCAGUGUUUCACCAGUGUCAUCCGACUGCAGCGUGAUGGAGAGAAACGUUCCAAUUUGCCGCGAAUCACGGCGGAAACGCAAGAGCUUUAUAACCAUGGCGUCACCAGAGAGCCCGCUUAAAUGCACUUCACAGAUUGUCACCAACUCACCUCAGAUCCCCAACCCUUCCCCAUCCUUCACGGACAGCACAGCCCAGCCGGUGGAGUCCUCCCUGGCCUUUCCAUGGACUUUCCCAUUUGGUAUCGACAGAAGGUUCCACUCGGACAAAUCCAAACUGGUGGAGAGCCCUCGAUGUUUAGAGCAGGGACCUACGGGGACCGCAGAGGCGGUCAGCCGCCGCCUCAGUGAUUUCCUCACAUGUGAGAGUUCGAAGGCCGUAUCGUCGCCAGUGCCAGCAGAAGAAGAAGAUGUUAGGGUAAAAGUGGAGCGACUUAGUGAUGAGGAAGUCCAGGAGGCAUCUUCUCAACCAGUUAGUGCCUCACAGAGCUCUCUGAGUGACCAGCAGACAGUGCCAGGAAGUGAACAGGUGCAGGAGGAGCUUCUCAUCAGUCCACAGUCUUCUUCUAUAGGGUCAAUGGACGAGGGAGUGUCUGAGGGGUUGCCGUCCAUGCAGAGCACCUCUAACGCUGGAGGACAUGCAGAAGAUGAUGAAAGGUAUCAUGAUUUGUUGCAACUUGCAGAAAGGUUGGAGGGUAUCCAGUAUCCAUACCACCUCUAUAUCAGCCCAUCCACCCGACCAGGCACCAACGGCCCCGACAGGCCCUUUCAGUGUCCAACCUGCGGCGUCCGAUUCACACGCAUACAAAACCUAAAGCAACACAUGCUCAUACACUCCGGCAUUAAGCCCUUCCAGUGUGACCGCUGUGGGAAAAAGUUCACACGGGCCUACUCCCUAAAGAUGCAUCGGCUGAAGCACGAAGGUAAACGCUGUUUCCGGUGCCAGAUUUGUAGCGCCACAUUCACGUCCUUCGGUGAAUAUAAGCACCACAUGAGAGUCUCCCGACACAUAAUCCGCAAGCCGCGGAUUUAUGAGUGCAAAACGUGCGGCGCCAUGUUCACCAACUCUGGCAAUUUAAUUGUACACCUGAGGAGUCUGAACCAUGAGGCAUCCGAACUAGCAAACUACUUCCAGAGCAGUGAUUUCCUCGUGCCCGACUACCUGAGCCAGGUACAGGAGGAGGAGGAGGUGCUGGGGGUCCAGUACGAGCUGGACGAGUCCCAGCACCACCCUGUCUACCCAGGCAGCACCUCCGCUUCCACCACUACAACUGCCUCCUCCUCCUCCUCAGUCCAAACCCCCGUCAUCUCCCAGGUCUCCUCCUCCACUCAGAACUGUGAGAAUUCCCCUGGUUUCCUGUCACCUGAGCCCCUGGAAGCCCCCGCCUCUCACAAGAUGAACAUUGACGACAAAGCGGCCAUGACGGAGGAGACCAAGAUGAACGGUGUGGGUGGCAGUUCUCCAGAGGUGUUUGAUGAACAGCAGCAUGCCAAGGAGGUGGUGUCUAUAACAAUAGAGUGAUUCAAGUCCAGGACUUGGUCUGUUUUGUCUUAUUUCGCAGUAUGUCAUAUGGGAAUAAGUGUCAGAGCCGCGACGGCUCCAAGACGGCUCGUCCACGUCUGGAAACAACCAGGACGCAGUGAUUUAAGUUACCUGAAGACUUUUGUUGCCUUAGUGUUGAUUUCCACAUGCAGCUCAGAUGCACUUAUUUGACCUUGGGUUUCACUUCUAACCAAGUCUUUUGAAGAAAAUGAACAUUUCUUCUUCUUUUUUUUUUUCUUUUUUUUUAACUAUUGUAAAAUUCCCGAUUGCUGAAAUGGGAUUCCAGUAAAGUUCCGACUUUUCCCCCAUCCUGAUCCCAAAUUAGGAAGUAAUGAGCAGCUGUUGUGUUUCUUUCCCAUAUGACAUGAAUGCACUGCUAACUUAUGUUAUUUCUGUCUUAGCCAAUUUGAAAGUCUGUCAAAUCUAAGCCUUGCCCUAUUUUUUGGAAAGUGCCUGAGUUCCCACAUAGUAACUUGUCUUUGCCAACAGCGAAAAAUCAAACUGCAAACUGAGCUAACGUGGGGGGAAAAACAGAAAGAAAAAAGUCAAGGAUAUUUCAUCUGUAGUUGUUAGGGGCAGAGACUCUUGUUACUCCUUUAGUGCCGUUGCUAUAGGCAAACUGUUUCAGUGUCUCUAUUAUCUCUAUUGCAAUAGCUUGUACUGUAGUUUUACUAUUUGAAUGCUGUGUAAGUUAGGUGUUGUGAUAUACGGUGUGUGCGUAUGUGCAUUUUCAAUCAGUAUCCGUACAAACAUUUAAUUUUCUUCAAUGUUUAAAAACUUGAAAUUUAAGCGACAAAGUGUUCCCUUUAGAUGUUUGUGCGGUUUAUAAUUUUCUGACCUAUUACCAUUUUUUAUAAACACGGUUAAAUGAAUCUUAUACUCAAAGAGGUUUUUUUUUUUUUGUAAAUUUAAAAAAAAAAAAAAAACUCACUUUAGCACUGAAGCAGCUUUUGUUUCUAAACGAUAACAAAACAUCUGACCAAAUUUAACGUCCGACUGUACAGAUAUAACUGACCCAGGUUUGAGUGGCAGAAAAUACGUUCAUGUAGCAUCUUAGCCUGGCAGGGCCUGUCAACUGUCAACUAUCGUCAUCUAACACACGGUAUUUCAAACUCGCGGUACACCGCUGAUGCUCUAAGACGCGCAUGACUGUGGACGUGAUAAUCAGUUAUGGUACAAAAUAAUCUAUACUUGUAUUCUGUCUUUGUUUUCCUGGAAUAUAAACUGAGAACAAUAUGUUGGAUAUAUCACAACCCCCUCAUGUGCUGACGAACUACCAGCAUUCUCUCCUUAUGUUUUUUUUUUCUAAUUAUUUCACAAUUAAAACCCUCAUAUUCCUGAACUUUUAAAUACCUGUAGGCGGCAGCAGAGAAGUGACUUUCUGUCAUUACGUGGUGUAGUAUUUCAUUUGUAGCUGAAGCAGCAGGGCUUGUCUGUGAAUGCAAAUACUGUGAGUCCAGUCAUUUCAAAUAACUCGUUUAAAUAUGCUGUGUUCAAUAAGCUUAGUCAUCAGCUCCAGCUGUUGAUUUAUCUGACUUCAUUUUUUUUGUUUGUUUGUUUGUUUUUGGUAUUUUGUUAUUGGUGUGUUUUGGUCAAACCUCACACCUCUGUCUGUUACCUGUGUCGUGCCUGUGUCGUGUUUUGUACUUCAACAUGCUCGUGCCUGUAUUAUGAGAAGAUAAUGAAGCCCAUGGUGGUCCAUCCAUGAGUUGAAUGCUACUGACUGUGAAUGGAUUUCUUGUCGACUAAACUCUAAAAGUUUUCCAUUGCCCCCAAAAAGCUGAAUCGUUGACCCUCAGUAGGAUGUCACCCUCACAGAGGGACGAUUGUUAUUGUAAUGACAGUUAUUGCUGCAAAAAAAAAAAAAAAAAACGGACAAAAGUUUGACGUCCCAAUCAUCAAGAGUUAUGCUAAUAAGAACUCGUGUUACCCUGUGCCAUCCUGUCAGUCACUUUUUUCAAAGUCGUGCCAUUCGCCCCGCUGACGUGGGCAGAUCUUAAGUUUUUUUUUCCUCCCGGACCAAAUGUCCUCUCUUUCAUUGGGGAUUUGCCAAGGCAAUCAGAAACUGCACAGAAUUUAAAUCAAGCGAUAAUCAGUUUGAGUGGUCCAUGCUAUUUAGCAAUCGGGUCCCGCCGUUUGGGCCCCGAAAACACUGUACGAUGUUGUGCUUUUUAACAGGCUCGCCUUAGUAAAUGGACCUAAUAACUCAAGUUGCACAAUGUCAGAAUUUAGA